Messenger RNA from Durusdinium trenchii, 3159 nucleotides. The record is from the annotation of a GenBank genome assembly. NCBI's taxonomy places the organism in Eukaryota, Dinophyceae, Suessiales, Symbiodiniaceae.
AGAGGAGAGAUGGGUGGGAUAAUGUCAGAUGGGUGUUCCAUGCGGGCAGCUGUGCUCUCCCUGGGAAGAGUGCACAGGGCCAACGUGGCCAACGCCAGACAUAGGACACUGAUCGGCAAUGGGUAGCUACAGGCAGGAACCUGGCAUGUCCAUCACAGGUGGCGAGAGGCGCAGCAGCAGUAGCUACAGCGAUCCGCGCUUUGGGAGGACUUCGCAAAAAAGCAGGAAAGGCCUCCUGGGGCUAUCAAACCUGGGCAACACCUGUUUUAUGAAUGCAGCCUUGCAGUGCCUAUCGCACUCGCAUGGAAUGCAGAAGUACUUUCGCCACUGUCCGCACGCCUUUUCGUCCAAAGCUCAAGGCCCUCGGCAAAAGCUUUUGAUGGCUUUUGCACAUUGGUUCGAGCAAGACUGGGGUGCCAAUGUGUCCGCGCCCUACCACCGACCGGAGGACGUGCUCCGAGCGGUGCAGCAGCUGAAUCCCACGUUUCAAGGCUACGCACAGCAAGACUCCCAGGAGUUUUUGCGAUGUGUCUUGGACAACAUCCACGAAGAGUUAAGAAGGGAGGUGAAAGAGGAAGUCGAGGACGAAAGUCACUCGGGCGAGAAUGGCAAUGCUUGUCAUGAUGCUCGAUCAGAUCGGCGGAGUGCAGGAAAUACUGCUUCCACUGACUUCCUACCUUCUGGAGGCAAAGUGCUGGAACGGAGCUCUUCAGGCUCUUCAACCUCACAGCACCUGAUGCAGUUUUGCCAAGUGCCAGAAAGCAACACAGAUAUGGGGGAGAUCAGGCUUUCUGAGACUUCCGCUGGCAACAGGCCAGUGGCAGAAAGCGCUGAAGAAGUGGAGCAAGCCUCGUCAGGCCCAAACAUGGCAUCUGCGGGGGAAAGCUCUGAAGGUGGAGCGGCGAGCUCCAAGAAAAUACACCGAACGCACUUCGAGUCAAUAAUCUCCGAACUCUUCCAGGGAAAGGUGGUGUCUUGUGUUCGUUGCACUCAAUGCAACCAGACAUCGAGGACGUCAGAAGCCGUCUAUGAUGUCUCUGUACCUAUACCCAAUGCCAAUGAGCCUGCCAGUCCCCUUAGUGCUGACGGCUCACCGGUGUCGUUGCCCGCAGGCUCUCCAGGCCACUUGCAGCCUCAGUCUGCAGGUUUACGGAGUUCCUCCUGGUCUGGUGUGCUCGGUGGACUUGGGAAGGUGAAAAGCUGGUUUUACGAUAAAGGCGUGAGCCUCAACGACUGCCUUCGGCGCUAUUGCGCACCCGAAUACCUCAGUGGCAAGGACCAGUACUAUUGCGAGCGCUGCAAAAAGAAGAAUGAUUGCGAGAAGCGAAUGGUCUUCAAGGAGCUUCCGGAGAUCUUGUGCAUUCACCUCAAGCGUUUCCGAUUUGACAACGCUUAUGGCUGGUUUGCAGGAUCCAAGAACUCCAGGGUCGUCAACUUUCCAGUGACCAGUCAUUUGGACAUGUCGCAGUUUAUGGAGGAGGUUCCCAACCAGCCAACUGAAUAUAGGCUCAUUGGCCUGAUUCAGCACAUUGGCUCCAUGGGUGGGGGCCACUACAUCGCUUACUGCCAGCACAAGAGAAAGCCUCAGGACUGGUACGAGUUUGACGAUGUGCAAGUCAAUCCUGUCAUGCCCGAGCAGGUUGAGCGGGCGGAACCCUAUGUGCUGUUUUACCAGCGCGUACCGUCCAAAAAAGCCAAGCAUGAUCGGCAGAUCUUCAAGAAUGACAUGCGAGCAAUGCAGGAAAAGAUCAAUCAGCACAUCGCCAACGCAGCAUCCUCGAAAGCCAGGACAGACAGAUCUGGGCGUGAAAAGGCCGCCCUGGAGAUGAACCGACAGGCCUUGCAAGAGGAGAUCCGCAAUCACGGCCCUGCUCUGCGAAACCUCUACAAAUCUCCACCCGCCGAAUUGGAGGUGGCCUUUGUCUCCAAGCAUUGGUAUGUGAGAUUGACCACGAUGAGUGAACCGGGUCCAUUGGACAAUAAAGAGUACUUAUGUCCCCAUGGGCAGCUGGGCUACUCUUCAGCAGAGUUGGCCUCGGAGCCCUUCUUCCCCAUCUCCAAGCAGCUCUCGAAGUCCUUAAUAGGUAUCUACGGCGGUGGUCCAGAGAUCACUUCUUUGGACAACUGCAAGAAGUGCCAAAUACGCAUCGCUGCAUACAACUUGCGCAAGCAAGCCGAGUAUGAGAUGGUCACGAGGUAUGACACGAAGGACACGGGAGAUGGGCAAGGAUGGUACCUCGUGAAUGCCGAGUGGGUGAACAAUUGGAAGCGCUAUGUGAAGGGCGAACCCGUCAGCAACUUUUGGGAGAUGUGUGCGCCGGGCCCCAUCACCAACGACCGUUUGUUCGAGAAGGAGGAUCCCACGAAGUUACGGGCCAAUCUCAGGCUCAAGUUGGACUACAUUGGAGUGAAUGCGUGCGUUUGGUGGUUAUUCAUGCAUGUCCAUGGUGGUGGUCCAGCUAUUGUUCGCGACGACUUGGAGAUCUACUCGCAGGAGUUGCCCUUGGAGACGGAGUUGGUGCCGAAUGAGCUCCGGCCAAAGGAAGGCGAUGACUUCUCCAUGCGCACUUCGCGGGAAUUUGUCGAUGAGUGUCACGGUGAUGAGGAGCUGUACAAGAGGCUGUACCCAGGCAAUGCCGAAGCACCGCCAGAACCCAGAGGCACGCCAGGACAUGCAGAUGACGCUGAGGAUGUAGAGUUGCCACAGGCACCCACAGAAGCCAGGGAGGCCGUCUCGGUGUCGCCGGAAGAGGGUGAGGAAGGCGCGACGCCCGCCUCACCGGCGACGGCGGCGACCGAGAAGGCCGAGGUGUCGAACGAGGUGUCGAUGGACACGUCGCCGAACGGCUCGCGGCCCCGCCCGUCUGGCCAAGACUCUCCAACUUCUGUGUAGCCUGGGGCCUGGAGCUUUCGGAGAGUUUCAUUGAACAGAGCUGCCAGAUUGAAUCUUCUGAGGCAACAACCCUGAAGGGCUUAGCUGUGCAGUUCGCAAUAUUUUCAUUACGCUAUAGCUUUCAUCCCGCCCGCCGCUUGCUGCGCUUGGGCUUGUAGAAUGGACAAGUCGACAUGGCAGCGGAGCCUGGAGUAGAGUCUCGUGGGUCGUAGUUGGAGUCCAUACAUGUCUCAAACCGAGGGGAGCCCCCAACCAGCCGUUCUGCC